CCAUCCAUCUUAGUCUUGGACUUGUUGUGGUUGUUACAGUGUUACCCUCUCACCUUCUCUGUACAUUCAGAGAGCCAGCCCUUUGCUGACACUUGUCAAUUCCAAUUCCCGAGACGAUUAUCCUACUCGACUAGUAGCAAGGAAGAGUCCAUAGAAACAAUAAAGCGAGAGUUGAAGAGAGACGCUGCUACCAAAUCCCUUAUUCAAUAAUCCCCCGUCACUUCAGUCUACUUACUACUCAGCUCAGCGCUAUUUUCCAAGAUGGCGUUCAAUAAGAUGUUUGUGAUGCUUCCUGUCAUGUUUGCAGCUCGAAAGCUGGACGGUGAAGACCCAAUGGUGGUCAACUACCUUCGAAUUGCCUAUGGCGUCAUGCAAGGUCUCUGCGUUCUGGUGGUCCUCUACACAUACCUCAAGGCCACGGCAGCGGCAGCACAAUACACAAAUCAUAUUGUCUACGUCCCUCCUGCUCCAACGCCAUUCCAAGAUCCCAAUGCCACCAAAAAGAAAUACACAGAGACCAACUAUGGCGCUCAUGUAUUGAGUGCAGCACGGUCCUUGCUGGGGAGUACAUUGUUCGGAGUGUGCAUGACUGUCGGGUUACACAUUUACAAGGGAAUGGUAGUUGGUCUCGCCAUUCAAACCGUAAUGGGACCUCUCAAUUUGGCCGAAAAUCCAUUGAUCAAAGCACUCCUUCUAGGAACUGGCAAAAUCGACCCUGCGGACAAGUUAUUCGACGAAAAGUCGGCUUCCGAACUCACACCAGAUGACGAAGUUGUCGAUGAAAGUGGAAAUCCAUUGGUGCGAAACAACAUUUCUGCUUUGAGCAACAGUGCCACUGGAAAAAAGACUGCUGCUGCCAAGAAGGAUAGCGGGAAAGAAGGAGAAACCGCAUCCACCAUGAUGACUCUGGAGGAAGUCAUGUUGGACACCUGGGAUUCUGGUGACUCGGCUGAUAUUUCCAAUCUCAUGAGUGCCCUCACAGAACAAAAUUGCAACACACAAAGCAGCGAUGACAAAUGGACACCCCUCAUGGUUUUGGCUGGAUUGGGAGCCGUCAAAGGGACCGCCAGUGCCAUUCGCCAGGCUAUUCAAUUGGGAGCCAACCCAGCCAUGACUGACAAGGAAGGAUGGAGUGCCCUGCAUUGGGCUGCAUUCCAUGGGAGUCCAGAAGCUGCGAGAGAGCUGGUCAAGGACAUUUCCUUGUUGGAUGCUACAGACAAGGAAGGCUUGACACCACUAGAAAUAGCCAAGAAAGAAAACAACAAUGUUGUGGUCAAGGUCCUGGAAGAGGCCGAAGCUGCAGCCGAAAAAUCAGAAGAUGCGGAUGGGCUGAGAAAGCGCAAAUAAAUGAGGAAAAUGGUACAUGCAGGUUGCAUUACAUUUUUUUCAGGAUUGUGUCCAAGUAGGCAACAAGGUACAUAAAAAGUUGACUGUAGAGAGCAUUCUUUGUAAAAGUUCUUGGCAAAAGUGGCGAUGGCAGGAAACAAUCAACAAAACGUAGUGAUAGUAAAGGUUCCACGUUCUGGGAAGAUACCCUACCGGUACGACAAAUACGUUUCUCCCUUCCUUCCUCUCUUCCGAUUUUCCCUUUGUUUAUUGCUACCAAAUCUAUUUCUCAGUGAAAUCCCGACACAGUAGUUCGACCCGUCACCCGUUGCAACAAAGAACAUGAAUGAGCUGAGUCCUCGGUCCGUAGAACUGGGCAUGCCUACCCAUCAUUUUUCGAUUGAACACCGAGAAAUCCAUGAAGUGAUGUUGGUCGCUUCCUUCCAGAAACUGAAGGGCGCCCUUGAUUAAAAUCAUCAAAUGACGAGAUGAUUGAUUCAACGAUAGCGUAGAAUCCCAUAAGCUAGCAGGUUCUCGGAACCUGUUUAUACCGGUAGACAACGAAAGUUUCGAUGGGCGAAGCGCACGAUCCGAGAUUCCUUUGACGCACGAA
Molecule: messenger RNA, 1939 nt
Organism: Seminavis robusta
Lineage: Eukaryota; Bacillariophyta; Bacillariophyceae; Naviculales; Naviculaceae
Source: the annotation of a GenBank genome assembly